AUGCCGCCACAAUGGAGCGCUCCCAAAGCUAAGGUCGGUCUUGAUUCCCUGGCUCCAGUCUCUCGCGACGGUCUCAUAUGCGAUCAACACAGGCUUGCUGUUCAGCGACUACGCACGCUCCAGCAGAAGAAAGAGGCACAGGCCAAGGCUUCCCGACGCGAUAUCGCAACUCUUCUUGAGAAGGGCAAAGUCGAAACGGCACGCAUCAAGGUCGAGAGCCUUAUCAAUGAAGAUAUCCACGUCGAGCUACUUGAGCUCCUGGAGCUGUAUUCCGAACUGCUACUCGCAAGAUUCGGUUUAUUAGAUCAAAAUACGCGGGAACCGGACCCCGGCGUUAGCGAGGGCGUAUGCAAUAUAAUACAUGCCGCCCCGCGGACAGAACUCAAAGGCAAGCUACUGUUUUGUGGACGGGAUUUGUCCCUGUCAGGCUUGGUACUGACGUUAAUGUCGAUAUCUGUAGAGUUGCACGUCCUGCGCGAGAUCUUGAUGCAUAAGUAUGGACGAGAAUUCUCCAUCGCCGUGAUGGAAAACCGGGACGGACGUGUCAGCGAUCGGGUGAUCAAUAAAUUAACCGUCGCCCCACCAUCGCUGGAGUUAGUCGAUGCGUACAUGACGGAAAUUGCGAAAGCUUACAGCGUGGACUGGGCCCCUCCGAGCUCCUCAAAGCAGAAUCCUGAAGGCGGUGACAAGGAAACGUCCUCCGCCGAUCAGCCGUCUGCGGUAAUAGCAGUUCCUGACCUCAGCAACGACGUCAAACCAGCGCCCAACCCGCCAGAUCUUCCGCCGAUAGAAGGCACAAACGAGAAGAAUACACCCACAAAUGCGAAGAGCGUGUCCGACAAGAGCAAAUCACCCUCAACGUCACCUCCCAAGAAAGACGAGGAAGAAGACGAUUUCGACGCGUUGGCAAAACGAUUCGCCGCACUCAAGAAGCGGUGA
Molecule: messenger RNA, 939 nt
Organism: Pleurotus ostreatus (oyster mushroom)
Lineage: Eukaryota; Fungi; Basidiomycota; Agaricomycetes; Agaricales; Pleurotaceae
Exons: 6
Coding region: 1-939 (312 amino acids)
Biological process (GO): protein transport
Source: RefSeq, a predicted model, not a curated record